CGUCUCCUGAGUCUGAGGAACCGCAUAAGACGCUCUCGUGGUUUCUCGGUCCUAAACUCUACCUUUUAGUUUAUUUCCACAUCUCGAAGGCGCUGACUGCCCACCAGCGCAUAGAUAUAAGUACUGAACUCCUAGCCCGACUUUCGCGCGCAAGCGACUUCUCUCGAAGCCACCGAAUAUUCCAUCCCAGCUCUAGUCGCGGCGCCUACUGACCUACUCCACAUCAUCAACUAACCCCCAUACCGUCCUUAACACCAUGGGCGAACACGAACCUAUCGUAUCGCACGGCCGCGGAGGCCAAGGCAACAUCGGCGCCGACUCAACCCAAUAUGUCGACGGCGGUAUAGUCCGUGAAGGCGCCUACGGAGACCAAGGCGAUGGCGCAUACUCCGCCGGCCGCGGCGGCGCAGGCAAUAUCGGCUCUCCCUACGUACGUCCCACAACAGGAACUCCUCACGAUGCGGAAAUUAUUCCCGAGCUGGCGAUUCGCAAUUCGACCGACGGCGAUUAUCACACCGGUCGUGGCGGACAAGGAAAUGUCCAUCUUGACGAGGCGCAUAAGAAAAAGGAGGAAGAGAAGAAGCAGCAUAAGGCGCUAGCGCAUGAUGGGUGGGCGGAUAAGUUGAAGUAUAAACUGUUUGGGAAAAAGUGAUCUUCUUCCCUUCCCCCUUCUUCUUCAUCUUCUCCCUCCUUUUGUUAAUGGUGGGUAGGGGGAUGGGUUUUUCAUUACCAAGUUAGUAGUGUGGUUUGUGUGCGCAUUUAUGUUAAUCUUGAUUCCCAUGUUUUGUGAUUUUCUUAGUGGUCAUUUGUAUCUGAGAGAUGUUUAUUCCUUGUCGACGUUGAGUUCUAUACUAUCUUAAUGUCCCAGUUCUAGACACUGUCGAACAUAGCGAGAAGCUAUAGAAGCCUCAUUAAG
Messenger RNA from Aspergillus caelatus, 916 nucleotides. RefSeq names its product DUF3602 domain-containing protein. The transcript has 5 exons. The record is from RefSeq and is a predicted model, not a curated record. The coding region runs from base 257 to 652 and encodes 131 amino acids. NCBI's taxonomy places the organism in Eukaryota, Fungi, Ascomycota, Eurotiomycetes, Eurotiales, Aspergillaceae.